GCACAUCACUAGCUAACUUCGUGUCAACUUGUCAACUCAACAAUUCAAUAAUAAUAUUUAUUGUUUUAGAUUUUUUAAAAUUUCCUAUAAUUUCGCUAAUUAAAAAUAAACUACUUAAUCUAAGAGUUACUUUCAUGUUACGCACAUUAAUAUAAUCCAAAAAUAACAAUGGUCAGAACAGUAUAUUCACCAGAAUAUUGUCUUCAAUAUUUGGAGCAGUAUGCGUCGCAGGAAAUUUUUGUUACUGGAUUGAUAUUAGGACAGAUUACAGAGGCGCGAGAAAAUGUGAUUCAUUUGGCUCGUACGCCUGAGGAAAAAAAUUCUGAUAGUACUUCAGAAAACAGUUCUGUGUCUGACAAGGCUGAGGCUGUUAGAAAUCUCUUGGGAGUUUCGGAAGCAUGGGUUGCUGAUCACGCUAAACAUGUCACUAGAAUGUUGCCAGGAGGCAUGUUUGUUCAAGGUGUAUUCAUAACAAGUGAUGAAGACAUUUUUGAGGAUCCCAAUUACUUCAGCAAAGUGCGGUCAAUUUUAAACUACACAUACAAAGUUCUGCAUGCCAAUGAGUACAUGUAUGGAAACUGCCCAUAUACAAAUGAGCGCCUUGUUCUACAUAUGUCUACAAAUACAAAAGUCCUUACAUGCAAGACUGUAGAAGUGGGCUCUAAUGUUAAGAACACCAUUAUAAAACCUGUAGACUGGAAAUUUCUAUCAAAACCACAACAAUGGCAGAGACUAGAUUGUUAUUAUGAAUUUGAUGAUGUGUAUCCUGUGAUAGUAAAGAAAAGUGGUAUAUCAGUCAAGCAUCAAUUUCAACAAAUUUUGGAGUCAGCACAUAAAACAAUUGAGUCAAGUGUGAUGUUUAUAGAUGGAGAGUUAAGAAAUGGUUCUGAAGCUUUGGAGCAGCUAAUAAAGAAGAAAAAGCCUAAAAAUAGCUCAAAAAGUAUACAAGAUAUGGCGAAGUCUAUGCAUGUGUCUUUAUUUGUGCCUUUUGAGAAUUCUUUGCCAGAAACAGUAGAGUACCUUGAAUGUGAUGGUAGCAUACAUUUCAGUGGUGUUGUGUCAUCCAGCGUGUUUAUGUGUCCAAAAGCAACAAUCAAUGAAGCUAUUGCUGCUGUGAAACAGGACAUAGUAAGAUCACUCGCAUCACGCUUCACGAUGCAUUGUGACGCGCUAAUUGAUGAUAAUCUACUUCCAGAAGAGAAAGUAUGUUUCAACGAACCUCCACGGCGUGUUUUAGUACCGGUCGGUACACUUUACCUCUGUGACUAUCUGUUCCCUGGUGAAGCUCCAGCUGAGGCGUUACUCUCAGUUCGAGAGUUACUCGACCUUCAGAUAACUGAAACUGAUGUUGUCUGUGAUGUGGAAACUCCGGCAGACACGUCGGAGUUUGACGCGCUAGACAGAGAUGCAAGCAGCGAAGAACUCUUGGCUACACCACAGGAGGCAAGCCAAUUUAUGUACAUCACAGGAAUCUGUUUUGCUAUGCUCGUUCUUAUUGUGUCAAUUAUCAUUCACUAUUAUGACUCCAUUUUAGAAGUUAUCACCAAACUUCUAACCAGAUCUUAGUGUUUGACUUUAUACUAGUUUUUUUUUAUGUAUUAUCCGCAGCUCGUGAUAAAAAUAUCGAGCUGCUUAUAUAACAAGUACCCGAAGUAUCGUAUAUUCUAUUUACAUUGGUCAUGAUUUAAGUACAGUAGAGAGGGAUUGUUUAUAGCAAAGAUAAUUUCUCCGUAUUAACACGUCCGCUCUCUGUAAGCUGCUGUACCUGUCCUUCUCUUUGUUUUUUAUUUGUAUGACGUCAAGUGGCAAGUUAAUCGUUCUACUGGAGCUAACAAGGUGCACAAUGGAUGUCACUUUUGCAAAAAUAAAUAACUUAUUCUCUUCAUUAGAAACUCUGUUUAUCAGUUAAAUUUAUAUGUCUGCAAUCUGUUUUUACUGCUCUUACCCGCUAUACUUGCAUUACUUUAAACAUGACUAAUAUAAGUGGGUAUUCAGUCGCGUACAACGUCAUAUAAUUAGACAGCUACAAUAUCAAUCUCACUUCUAUAAAAUCAGUCUCACUUCUAUAAAAUACCAUAUAUUUUAUAGAAGUAAGACAGAAAUUGAUAGAUAUAUGUAUCAUUUUGAACCAUUGAAGCACUUUGUAUAACAUUUAUUUUUUUCUUUUUCAUCUGUUACUUUAUCUACUAACUAAAAAAUAAACAUUUAAAAUUUUAAUUAUUAAACAGCAUUUGACAUUUUACGAAAACACCAACUUAUUAUUUAUUAUUUCGUCUCGAGAUUAUAUAGGAAAAUAUUGUUAUUAGUUAUAAUUAAUAUUUUUAAAUGGCAACGGAUAAUAUAAUAUAUUGUUUAAAUACUAUCACAUUGUUUUAAUAAUAGUGACAUAAUGGUAUAAUUUUAAGUUCUCUAGAUAUUGUAAUUAAUUAAAAGGUUUAUUUAUUGAUUUAAAUUUAUAUCAUCGUGUUUCUUACGUUAUAAGCAGAGUCCUGAUUCGAUGAAUAUUUUAAUUAACAUUCAAUAUAUUGUUAUUAAAUCAAUUAACUUGCUACAUUGUCACUCAAGUUUUGAACUAAGUUCUAGGAUUAGCAACAUAUUGGAUUUAGAGAUAACUCAAAGAUUUCUAAAAAGGAUAUGCAUAUUUAUAUUUCAUAAUGUAAUCGUGCUUUAUUUACAUUUGUCAGCUCACUACUGUUCUGCAUUUUGGAAGUUUGUUUUAUUUGUUUAAAUUGAGCUUCGAGCACUAAUACCAACUAAAACCUAUUUACUCACGACCUAAGACAAAUUCCUAUAUCAAUAUUGUUGAAAAGAAAACAAUAUUACUGUGCAGAAUUGAAAUAAAGCAAUCUAAUUAAUUCUGCAAGAGAGGUUUUAAUUUUGAAUUAGUUUGCUUAAGUGUUUGAUUUUCAGGUGAUAGCUGAAAGGUGAUAGAAAAACAAUUAUGAGUCAGUUGCGCAAGUCGUAGAUAGAAAAUGGCAGUGUAAUACUAGAUAUUUUAGAAUUAACAAAUAAUUUUCCACUAAACGUAAAGUGUACACUUUUUAGAAUCAUUUGUGUAAAAAGAUCAUGUUGCAAUGCAGAGGUAAUAUUCACCUUUGCAUUGCAACUUCGAAUGCGUGGAUGGAAACCUGAUGAAAUAGGCUACUUCUAGAUGUCGUUCUCGAUAAAAUAUAAACCAGCGGGUCUACCAUGAAAUGAAAUCCCGAAAUUUCGGACUCAAUUUCGUGUUUUUGUUUAUACCAAAAUCGGACCAAUAAUUGGAGUUUAACAUUUCGUUCGUCAUACAUCCUAUCAUAAAAGUCCAGAGGAACAAUAUUUUAAUAUUUUUAAUAUUUCCAAACGGCAUGUUUUAUGUAAUUUUAACAUCAAAUUUCUGUUUCGUUUGGCUCCGAAAUUUCGGAAAACAUUUCAUGGUAGGCCCUCUAAUCACAGAUUACUGUUUUAUACACCAGAUUUUAAAUUAGACCUGCAAGAACACAAGUGUGAAACUGUUAACAUGUUACAGCAGUUUGCGUGACAGACAAAAUAAAAAAAAAAUUGGCUUUUAUUGCUUUAAUUAAGACACCCUCAUAGUAUUUGUCCUUAAAUAUUUCCCAUGUACAGACACUAGUAUCGAUUCUGAGGCCUAUUUCUCUAAACUUAUCUCUAAAAUUAAAAUCUCAAUUUGAUAUCACAACGAAAUUUUUAUUUUAAGGAUCAAUAUGAAUUAAUUUUUUAAUAGACAAAUAAUUUAAUCUAAUUUUCUAAGUCAAAAUUAUUAUAAUUCUAGUAUAUAUUUAUUUAUUAAAUACAAGAAAUUUACAACAGCGAGUACAUUGGACCCCGCACUAGGCGAACCUGUAUCGCGGGAGUCCAUAAGAGAUUACCAAGACAGGGUAAUUUACAAAUAUAAAUUAAAAUACUAAGCCAGUUUUACGAAAACAACAAGUUAGAAUGAAGUGUAAAGUGAAGUAGUAAAGUGUAAAUGAAUAUAAAACAGUAAUAUUGCAAAAGUAUCAGACUAAUCUGAGGUUCAAUUUGGUCCUUACAAUUUUAUGUUUUAUUAUAUUAUUUACCAUUUAAAUGCUGCGAAACAUGAAUAAAUAUUCAUGUUUUUUUAUACUACUAAGAAUGGCAAACAAGCUGACGGCCUACCUGAUGGAAAGUGGUAACCAUCGCCUAUUGACAUGAGCAGUACCAUGGACAUAAUAGAGUAUACUGAUUCGCCCAUGAUAACCCCCAUGCGUUGCUAUUCCUGAGGACUCAGGUGUUAUUCCUCUGUACCCUGUAAAUUCACGCCAUAUCUCACACUUCAAACCGACGCACAGCCAUGCAAACACAACUUUUACAGUUGAAACACGAAUGGGAUAGAGGUACCCAAGCAAACGACUUUUGUAUAAAAUCUCCCUCUGGUAAUGUAGAGUAACUUUUUAUAUUUUGAGAUUUUAAAUAUGGACUGCGAACUUUUACCGUAUCGUACAAAGUUACAUGUAGAAUUUGAACCGCGGGAAAUUAAUAUGAAAAAUGCAGAACAAAAUAAUGAAGAUUCGUUGUGUUAGUUGCUAUUUUUGCCAUUGUUAUAGUAAUAUUUAGAAAGAGAGUGGUUAUAUUUGUACAUUUAGUUAUGGACUGAUUUGAGAAAUGUAGCAUAAAAUUAUGAUUAAAUUUUUAUACCUA
This is a messenger RNA of Galleria mellonella (greater wax moth), 4656 nucleotides long. Its product is annotated as protein odr-4 homolog. The transcript is spliced from 7 exons. The coding region runs from base 169 to 1566 and encodes 465 amino acids. Gene Ontology annotation, biological process: intracellular protein localization. Gene Ontology annotation, cellular component: endomembrane system. The record is from RefSeq and is a predicted model, not a curated record. NCBI's taxonomy places the organism in Eukaryota, Metazoa, Arthropoda, Insecta, Lepidoptera, Pyralidae.